This is a messenger RNA of Dichomitus squalens LYAD-421 SS1, 2620 nucleotides long. RefSeq lists its product as uncharacterized. Bases 48 to 2453 code for a protein of 801 amino acids. The record is from RefSeq and is a predicted model, not a curated record. NCBI's taxonomy places the organism in Eukaryota, Fungi, Basidiomycota, Agaricomycetes, Polyporales, Polyporaceae. The transcript has 13 exons.
AUCUCGCCUGGAGCCGCUGAUUCUGCCCUCGUUCUGUUUCUUUACAGAUGCUGUCUGAUUGGGAAUCCAGUCUCACCGAGUUUUCCUCGGAGUCUGACGACGAGUAUGUCCCCCGCGCCGCGCCUAAAAAGAAGCCCAAACAGACAGCUGAAUACAAAGUUACGAAGUCCUUGCAACCUUACCGUACAACGACCUAUACUGCACAAAGUUUGUACGAUCAGAUAAUCGACAAUACCAUCGACCUUGAUCCAGAGUACCAGCGAGAUAUCGUGUGGGGGGAAGCUAAGCAGUCGGGUCUGAUUGAUUCAAUCCUGAGAAAUUUCUACAUACCUCCUGUUAUUUUCGCCGUAACUCACAACGAGGACGGCACACAACGCCGGACCUGUAUCGACGGAAAGCAAAGGCUGACCUCUAUCCAACGGUUCAUGGAUGGGAAGGUUGCUGAUAAGGACAUCGACAACGGCAAGAAAUACUGGUACAAGAAGAUCGAUAAUGAAUCACGCGCCCUGAUCUCGAAGCCUUUACGCCAAACGUUUGCGAACAAGCAAAUUACUUGCAUUGAAUAUGACGGCCUUACCGAAGAUCAAGAGCGGGAGAUAUUCCAGCGAGUGCAACUUGGGGUGGCCUUGACCACAGCCGAGCGCUUGCAGGCAAUCCCCGGACCACGGCCGGCUCUGAUUCGGGAAGUACAGUCCAUCGUGCUAGGCGAGGACGGAUUUGGCUCAGACCUGGACUGGGGUCAUGAUCGCGGCCGGGAUUUCCAGUGUCUCGCAACGAUCAUAUGCCUCAUCGAGAGCCACCCAAACAUCACGUUUCCCGGAUCCCCCAAGCUCGAGAAAUGGUUGUCGAACGCGAAACUUGUGGACGACAAGACGCGCAAAGAUGUGUUCGAGACGUUUCAGAUCUUCAUCACGCUCGUAAAGGACAAGAAAUACAACGCCGCGUUCAAGAAACCAUCUCGCGUCUCUCCCGUGGAGUUCACGAUGACGGGCGUCCUCAUCUACCUCUACAAGAAGACGUAUUCGCUCAUGCAGCUGUCGAGCGCCAUCUGGCAGAUGCGCGCGGACGUUCGCAAGCAGUUCGCGGACGUCCGCGCGAAUGCGAAGGUCACGAAGGCCAUGUUCCAAUUCCUGGACAAGGGCGUUAAGGGCGUCGAGCUCGCGAGCGACGGAAAAGGCGAUAUUCCUGCUGCAACCGCGAUCAAGACGAUGGACUCCCCUGCUCGAGCUGCAGAGACUGACGAAGAUACGCCUGAGCCAGCACCCAAGAAGAAGAAGCAGAAGAGGCGCAGAGUUCAGGAGCCACCCUCUAGCGAUGACUCAGAUUACGAGGCCGUCCGUCCAAAGAGGAGAGCUUCGAUGCCAGAGCCUCAGGCGUCUACAUCUAGCAGUGUAGUCCCGAAGGCGGCCGCUUCGAGGCCCACCGCCGCAAGGAAAGUUUCUGCGCCCGUCGCCACGAAGAUCAAAGCCGCCUCGAAAGCAGCGCCAAAGGCCUCCACCAGGUCUUCCACAGUGUCACAGCCCCGAGAUGGACCUUCGUCUUCUCAGAGUUCUAUUCCUCUAGGAGGAUUCGCGACGGCAAUGAACAACUUCACCUCCAGGAAAACGAGGACAGCAAUGUCUGCUGCUGCGGACUCUCUCCUUGCGCAAGCGCCUGUUGCAGAAAUCGGAACCACUUCUGCAGUAGGGUCUGGUAAGCAAGCUGUAGAGCCACCUAUGAGCGCUGUGAAGAUGGAAAUUGAUCCUCCACGGCUGAGAACCCCGGAUGCUAAUGAUGAUAAUGCCAUGGCUAUUGACGACGCGUCGAAUACGGCACAGAUGGAUUCUACUCCCACACCCCGAAGCCUGCCGCGAUCUGGCAAGCGACAGUUGACAGCCAAUGUCGCUAUCUCGUGGAUGGAACCACAUCCCGACUUAGGAGACAUUGAUACAGGCGCGAUCGAGCAGAUGUUGAAGCUCAACAUGAAGAGUGCUCAAGCGACGCCUAUUGGCUCGCCUGUAGUGCCUGCGCCUCCGCCGCCUCCCUCAAUAUCUGCACCGCCCAUGCUGGGAGCGUUAGGCCAGUCCGCCAGCACCAUCCUACCACGUCGGACAGCCGUGGACACGUCUUCAAGUGCUCAGGCCACACACAUGCCUCCUCCCCAGUCUCCGAUCCUUCCCCGGACCGACCAUGUCCGUGGGCGCUCCUCAGACCGCUCGAGGGAUGGAGACCGGGACAGGAGAGAAAGGAGCCGCGAUCGCGAUCGCGAACGGAGCAGAGACAGAGGCCAGCAUGAUUUCCGCGGAUCUACGCGGACUGCUGCCGACAGGAACCGGAGUCGCGACAGAGAUCAUGAUCGAUGGAGGGAACCGCCCACGAGAGAGUGGCAGCUGUCUGAAGCGGAGCGGAGGCGUCGAGAUAGGAGCAGGGAGAGAGACCGCUAUCGUUAUACGGGACGGCAAAGAGGCUAUUAGCGAGGGUACAGGUUGGUAGUAUGUUGCAUCGGUCCGCUAUGCUUGUCAUGUCUCGAGAUUGACGCCUCAACCUGCGCUCUCCCAUCAGGAAGGGCGGACGUGUUCUACGCCAUACCGUAGUAUCCAGGACAGCCAACUAUAUCGCCUCGUCAUGAUCCAUCAGUUAU